Molecule: messenger RNA, 477 nt
Organism: Acaulospora morrowiae
Lineage: Eukaryota; Fungi; Glomeromycota; Glomeromycetes; Diversisporales; Acaulosporaceae
Source: the annotation of a GenBank genome assembly
AUGGAUGAAAACGAAAGAUUAUUUCAAUUAUUUCAACGGGCUAUCACCGAAUACGAAUUGAACAAUAUUCCUAUAAGAAACUUGAAAAAUAAGAAGAAGAUUGGAGAAGGAGGAUUCUCUAAAGUGUAUAUAUGCAAUAUUGACGGAGAUUCUAGAAUGGUGGCAGUAAAAGAAAUAUAUGUUGGCGAUGAGAAUAGCGAAGCAUCCAUUAAAUCCUUCCUUAAUGAGCUGAAAUUACAUUGCAAGGCCAAAAACCAUCGUAUUAUUGAGUUAUUUGGAGUAGGCUAUGAUGAAAAAGAAGUUUCAUGCUAUCUUGUGAUGGAACUCGCCGAGUGUAAUUUAAGGAAGCAUUUAACAGACAAAAAGGACGAACUUAAAUGGGAUAAAAAAAUAGAACUUGCAAUUCAAUUAACAGAAGGGUUGUCUUAUAUCCAUAAUGUGAUGAAUGUAUUACACCGUGAUUUGGUAUUGGACUAA